AUGGACAUCUCUCGCGGGUCCAGGCGAGCCCGCCAUGUCGCUGCCAACGCUGCCCUGCACGCCGCCGCCGUCUCGCCGCAACCACAGCUCCCAGAGGAGACGCCUGUGGUGGCGGCAACGGCGGCCACGACGGCAGCAGCAGCAGCAGCACCGCCAUCACCACCACAACCACCACCAGAAGUACCGGAAGCACCUCCAGCCGCCGCCGCCGCCGCUGCGGCGGCGGCCAUGGCUCGUCACCGAGAGAUGAACAGCAAUGCCAGCGCCAACACAGCCAGCACCGCCGCCGCCAGCGUCCACAGGACCCCAGAGCAGCCUCAUCAUCACCACGCCCACAACCCCUCACCGCCAGCUGUCGCCCCGGGCCCUCCUCCGCAUCCCUUUCGUCUUCAUCGCUGUGAGUAG
Messenger RNA from Drechmeria coniospora, 405 nucleotides. RefSeq lists its product as uncharacterized. The record is from RefSeq and is a predicted model, not a curated record. Bases 1 to 405 code for a protein of 134 amino acids. Lineage: Eukaryota; Fungi; Ascomycota; Sordariomycetes; Hypocreales; Ophiocordycipitaceae. The transcript has a single exon.